AUGUUGCUGAAAGAAAUCUUUCUUUUCAAGGAUCCAACCCUACUCGACGAUCAUUAUUUUAUGCAAAAAUUAUCAUACCUACGUGAUCAGCACCGCCAAACAAUUCGAUACCUGAGCAGAGUCCGGCGAUGUCUAACCGACCCGAAACCAAGUACUUCAUACGUCUUCGAUGAACAAGCGUAUUUGGCUGAUCGUGAAAAAUUGAGAACGCUUGGAGGGUCUUCAGAAUCGUUAAACGAAGAAUAUUUACGCGAAUUCUCGGCUCAAGACGGGUAUGAGGCGGUGGAAGAGGAGGAGAUUCCUGAUUACUACCACAAUCAACCAGCAGCAGCUUUUAAAAAACCAACUACGGAAUCGAAUGAAGAAACUAGGAAUCGACGGCGUAAUGACGGAAUUUCCACCACAUCAUCUCUAUAUUCUCAACAACGACUCGGAGAAUAUUCGAAGAAUUAUUUGGAAGUUAGGGGAUCAUUCUUUAAGGGUCGCGCCAAAAGCCUUCACGAUCUUCGCACCAGGGCUGAACGACCGAAGUGGACACCCAACGUUACGAUACUAAGACCAUUUUCGAUGACGGAAAGAGCGCCUAGAGAAAAUAGCUAUUCGAAAAAGUUCCUGCAACAAAUGCAAGAGGAGAGGGAACAAAAAGCCCGGGAAGAAGAGGAAAAACUUAAAAGGAUUCCAAAAUUCAAAGCCCGAAAACCACCAACUACUACUUAUGUUCCAGACAAUUUUCGGGUUUUUGAUGAGAAAUACAUCGAGGCUAUAAGAAAGAAAGUGAAUGCAAAUCUUCGGGCUCGACAGCUGGGUGGAGGUGGAUGGUAUAAAUCGGCGAAUGACAUAAGUGAAGAAAAUCCAAAGCGCGCCAAGCCGGUUCCGCUUUCAACUUAUAUUGCUCCGGUGCCGAUAGCUGAGGUUCGGAGGGAACAGCAAGCCCAUAAAAGGGCGCUUGGACUUUUGGAGCAAGCCGCCUCUCCCAAUGGAAUUAGGGAACACGAAACUCUAACACACAUUCGUGGCAAAAUGCGGCAUCACGAUUGUCAGGAACAACAGUUUGGCAGAAUCGUCCGCUCGCGAUCUGUGCCCGAUUUCCGAACCAUCCACUCCAAACUACGUGAACAACUCGAAACGGCUCGCAGAAAGCCCAAUACAGUCCCUAAACCCUUUCAUUUGUCUGAAGGGAAGAAGAAUCGGCAUAAUGCGUACGGACAACCACCUCUGAUCCGUCCGACCAAAGCUGAAAAAUUAAGAAAAACAGCUGUGCGACAGAGAAUGCAUGAACAAUAUCGCCACGAAAAUGAAUCCCGCGACUUUUGGGAAUCACGCCGGGAAGCAAUGGAGGAAAACAGAAGACGUCUGGCUGCUACCCUUGGAGAACGGGGACCCACUUUUGAUAUUGAUGAAAGAACGGCGGAACGAAGAAGGGGUCAAAUGGAAACGGCCAAGGAGUACGAGAGGCAACUUGACGAAAUGCGCUCCCGGAUCAUGGCCCGGCCACUGAUCAUUGAGCAGCAAGAAGCCCUAAUACAGAAGCAGACCAUGGAACGGAAAUUCGGGCAGCGAAUUGCCGAUUUUAAUAAGCAACAGAAGACCAAGGCUCGUGCUCAGUCGGCUGGUCCUAGAGAGGUUACACUGAAAUCAGACUCUCGUCGAGACUCCAACGAAACCUACCUCAUCGACAACGAGCGGCACGUCUUCGAAAACUACAAGCUCAUCCUCAUCCUCAUCGUCAUCGGGUUCAUCGAGUUCGUCGCCUUCAGGAUCGGGCUCAAAAUCCGGCUCGAAGCCAAAGGAGGACGGCUCGCUCCAAUCUGCCAGUUCCAGUUC
This is a messenger RNA of Mesorhabditis spiculigera, 1824 nucleotides long. Lineage: Eukaryota; Metazoa; Nematoda; Chromadorea; Rhabditida; Rhabditidae. The record is from the annotation of a GenBank genome assembly.